This is a messenger RNA of Bolinopsis microptera, 1785 nucleotides long. RefSeq lists its product as uncharacterized. Gene Ontology annotation, cellular component: plasma membrane. The record is from RefSeq and is a predicted model, not a curated record. Lineage: Eukaryota; Metazoa; Ctenophora; Tentaculata; Lobata; Bolinopsidae. Gene Ontology annotation, biological process: G protein-coupled receptor signaling pathway. Gene Ontology annotation, molecular function: G protein-coupled receptor activity. Bases 14 to 1174 code for a protein of 386 amino acids. The transcript is spliced from 8 exons.
GGAAGAUAUAAAGAUGACGGAGCAAGGGGCCGACAGUAAUGGCACUUGCAACAUCUAUGACUUCGCCUGCAAAUCCGGGCAAACGUUAAUGUCCUGCACUGAAAUUAACCCUCGCACUCUGGAUAUGGCCAUUCUCAGCACCUCCAUCGUGAUCGGUGGAACUAUACUAUUCCUGAAUCUAGUCAUUCUGUGGACGGCUCGAAAGAAGCACUGCAGAACCCCGAUUAACGGUUUGGUCUACGGCCUCUGUGUGGAGGAUCUAUUGACAGCCCUCAUUAUCAUUCCUUUAUUCAUCGCUUCUUUUAAGUCAGAUCAAAUAUUCCUGAGUCCGUUGUGUAAUCUGUACGGGCUGUCAGUGGUGUUUGUGAGCAUGGCCUCUGGAUCUACAGUCUGUCUUAUCAGCAUCCUCCAGACAUAUGCUUAUUUGAGACCCCUGGCUUUCAGAUGUCACAUCAGAACCUAUACAGUCAGGAUAUCUUCCUUUGUAAGGUACAUGCUGAUGUUUGUGUUUGUCUUACCUUGUAUGGUGAAGCAGGACUUCUUCUUCCAGUACGACACCUCCGGACACAUGUGUACCUGGAACUUUAACGGUCAUAUCGACGCGUCAGGCUUUAACUACAUCCAGUUUGCAACUUGGUUCUAUCCUCUGUUCGGAACGUUACAGAUAGUCCUCAUGGUCGGAUCUGUUACUGUCGCCUCCGUCCUCGUUAUCAAGGCUAGAUAUAUACUGAAGAAGCAUGGUCAGCAACAAGGAAAGAAGAAGGGGAUGAAGGGGAAGAAGCGCGGGAAGGCUCCUAAUCUUGCUGAGGGUAUACUGCUCAGUCUCUCUUAUCUUGUGGGUGUCACCUUCCUUAUACUAACUCAGAUAAAUGACUACUUACUGCCGAAGAGCGCUCAGAUAAACUUCAUGACAACAUGCAGUGAGUGGAAUAUAUUCAAAACAUCCGCCAUAUUCCUGACCUCUCUUCUCAAUCAGUUUGCUAUUGGUCUCAAGAAUAGGAGGAUACGGACACAGUUAAUACGCGAUCUAAGGAAGAGUGUAAUAAGAAGGUACGGCGUAGUGAGGAGACGAAUAUCUAGAUCAGACUAUAUCGUGAGCACGUUCAGGUUACGUUCCGAAACCAGACUCUCAGAGAUCACAUCGCAAGUGCAACGGAACGACACCUUCGCUUGAGCCAUAAAAGCCGAGUGUAUAAGAUUAUUUGCGAUAUAAUCGUCCUCAACGUGAGAUCAAUAAAAGACAUUUACAAUUCAGUAACGUUUACAGUUUAAUACGAGCAGUAUUUAUUAUUGUGAAUCCAAUGGAUUUUAAAUUUCAGUGACUUUUGCGUCUAUUUAGGGGCUAUCUACUUAGGACGUCCGCCAAAAUCGCAGAUUUUCAUACCACCCCCUUCCCCUGUCCGAGUGUGUCCGAAUUUUCAAUACCACCUCCCUCCCCCGGACGUCUGGAUUUCCAGCUACUUUUAAGAGUACACAUAAAACCAACUCAAAUUCAUUGUUAAUAAAAUUCAAAGACUUGAAAUAAAAUUCAAAGAGUUGAAAUAAAUGGGACUUUUUCGUUAAUUCUGCCAAAAUUUCCGGACGUCCGGAUUUUCAGAAACCCCCCUCCCCUGUCCGGAUUUUUCCGAAAUUCCAAAACCACCCCCUCCCGAUUUGCCAAUUGCCGGACGUCCUAAGUACAUAGAUGGCCCCUUAAGGCCUGACCUUGAUCGGGAAGGAUUUUAAUUUUUUUGCUGUGACCGUGGUGAUGUAUUUCUUUGACUCUUUCUUUUUAUCUAUUUAUUA